UGCUCCGAGUACUUUGUUUUCGUGGCAGUAAAAAAACUCCCAGUUAUCAGUCUGCGAAGCUUCAUGUGAGUGAUGUUUGUAGAUGUAAAGAUCGCGUCUUUAUUACUUGUUUAGGGUAUUUGAUGUGAGUUGCGGACUGGGUUUAUCUCCAAAGGAGUAUUUAGUUUUGCUUUUGAUUCUUUCAACUGAACAAUUGGUUUCAUGGCCGGGAGCAAUGAUGUCAACCUCAUUGAGUGCAAGAUGGUGGUUCCUCUGAAUACAUGGGUUCUCAUCUCCAAUUUCAAGCUAGCUUACACUCUUCUUCGACGUCCCGAUGGCACUUUUAAUCGCCAUUUGGCAGAGUUUCUUGACAGGAAAGUCCCAGCAAAUUUGAACCCAGUCGAUGGGGUUUUCUCAUUUGAUGUCAUCAUUGACAAGAGCACUGGCCUACUUAGCAGGAUCUAUAGACCAGUCGAUGCGGAUGAAAAUCCACCAAGUAUUGCUGAACUUGAGAAGCCUGUGAGCCCUGAGGUUGUUGUCCCUGUGAUAAUUUUCUUCCAUGGUGGAAGCUUUGCCCAUUCAUCUGCAAACAGUGCUAUAUAUGACACGCUAUGUUGUCGACUGGUCGGCAUUUGUAAGGCUAUUGUGGUUUCUGUGAACUACCGGCGUGCACCUGAAAAUCCAUACCCAUGUGCAUAUGAUGAUGGAUGGACAGCUCUUAAGUGGGUUAAUUCUAGAACUUGGCUUCAAAGUAAGGACUCAAAAGUACAUGUAUAUCUGGUUGGGGAUAGCUCUGGCGGUAACAUUGUACACCAUGUUGCGCUACAAGCAGUGGAAUCAGAAAUUGAAGUGUUGGGAAAUAUUCUGCUAAACCCAAUGUUUGGAGGGAAAGAGAGAACCGAGUCUGAAAGGCGGUUAGAUGGGAAAUACUUUGUCAGCAUCCAAGACCGGGAUUGGUAUUGGCAAGCCUUUCUUCCCGAGGGAGAAGAUAGGGACCAUCCGGCAUGUAAUCCAUUUGGUCCCAAGGGCAAAAGCGUUGAAGGAGUGAAGUUUCCAAAGAGUCUUGUUGUUGUGGCUGGUUUAGACCUUGUUCAGGACUGGCAGUUGGCUUAUGCUGAUGGGCUCAAGAAGGCUGGUCAAGUGGUGAAACUCAUGUAUUUGGAGAGAGCAACAAUCGGGUUCUACUUGUUGCCGAAUAACAAUCACUUCCAUUCUGUCAUGAAUGAGAUAAGUGAAUUUGUGUGCUCUAAUUGUCAGUAGACCUAACUUAACCAGCAGGCCACGCCAUGGAAACGAAGCUUGAGAUUAUUCUUUUGGUUAUUAUGAACUUGCAAUAGAUAUAUGAUUCUAUAGUAUAAACUGCUGUCUACUCAGUCGAUCGUGCAUUAUGGGUUUCAGCAUUCAUGGUGUUGGUUCUUGAUUCGGAAAACUGUGAAUUGGUUUGGAUGCGCUAAGUGAAGUUCAGCAUGUAGCUGGACGAUAAUGCGUUCAUGGUGCAGAAGUUGUGUACGGACUAAGAAUCUAGGUAGCAUCCAUUAACCGUGUUCUAAGUUAAUGCACUAAAUCUAAUAGAUUUCCAUUCCGACUUCAGCCAGAAGAAGAUUGAAGUCAGAAGUCAGGGU
This is a messenger RNA of Tripterygium wilfordii, 1601 nucleotides long. RefSeq names its product gibberellin receptor GID1C-like. Gene Ontology annotation, cellular component: cytoplasm; nucleus. NCBI's taxonomy places the organism in Eukaryota, Viridiplantae, Streptophyta, Magnoliopsida, Celastrales, Celastraceae. Gene Ontology annotation, biological process: raffinose family oligosaccharide biosynthetic process; positive regulation of gibberellic acid mediated signaling pathway; floral organ morphogenesis. The record is from RefSeq and is a predicted model, not a curated record. The transcript is spliced from 2 exons. Gene Ontology annotation, molecular function: gibberellin binding; hydrolase activity. Bases 202 to 1239 code for a protein of 345 amino acids.